Molecule: messenger RNA, 1779 nt
Organism: Leptinotarsa decemlineata (Colorado potato beetle)
Lineage: Eukaryota; Metazoa; Arthropoda; Insecta; Coleoptera; Chrysomelidae
Gene: sky
Product: GTPase-activating protein skywalker
Source: RefSeq, a predicted model, not a curated record
GUUAAGUGAAUGAUCGGAGGAUCUGCAGUACCAAAAGAUUGGGUGACUUGAGAGUUUGAGAGUCACGUGAGUUUGAUUUGUUGAUAAAAUUGUUCAUACAGAGUGUUGCACGGAGUGUUGCUUGUAAUUGGGAGUGGCUGUUAUCGAGCGCCCGUAACCCACAAAUACUUUGAAAGGUUAAGAGGAAAGUGACAAGAGUUAUUAUUGUUGGCUGUCACAACUGAACGUCCUGAACCAUAAAUGAUUCAGUCUUGAGGACUUGAAGUGUGAAAAAAUUCCUUCAAAGACAAGAAACAUUUUCAUAAACACCGAGCUAUUUAUAUUGCUUACUCUAAUUGACUUGCCGUUUAUAUUUAUUGUGUUUAUUUCAAAGUAAAGUUGGUCGUUUGCUUGAAAUUCGCGAACAGUUGUCGAAAAACAACCUAGUGAAGUGCGUGAACGGUCGGUUUUCGGAUCGGGAAGAGAAAGACGACCAAGCUUAUCGAUUGUAAUAUUUACAAUUCACACAAAGCCCUCAAUGUUCCAAUUAGAAAAAAGUAUUUCAGGCUACUAUUAAAACCUCAAAUAAAUGUACAAAAAAAUGUUUCAAGAUCUAACAUAGUGGGCUCCUCUCCAGGAGGGGCUGCAGCCAGACCAUCAGGAAUGUUGAUAAUGCCUUCAGUAUUGGAAGAAGUAGAUGACAGCUCUAAUGUUUUCACUCCUCUUGUGGAUUACAGCGGAAUUACAGUCAUACCUUCAAGUCCUUCCUCAAAACCUCUCAAGACAAUUAACGACGUGAGGGCCCUCCUUCAGCAGGGACGUAAACAAGAUGUCAAACAACUUCUUCGGAACAACCCGUGGCCUGUGAACAGCCCCAUCCGCAAGGAGCUGUGGUACCUACUGUGUACCCAGCAUCAAAACGGGAAAUCCAACUUUAUGGAUGGAUUUUAUUGGGACAUGGUCAAUCAAGUGUUCGGAACUACUGAUUUGCCGGAUAAAUCUAUUAGCUUACCCCCUUUUGUGGAGCCAUCACAUUGUCAGUCAUAUUAUAUGACUCACAAAGGGCGGAAUAUAACCGAUCGUGUUGUGUCAGUGUUAGGAUAUGCUUGUCCAGAUAUUGUUUACAGUCCAACCAUUUAUCCUAUUUGUGCACUUCUUCUUCACUUUAUGACAGAAGAAGAAUGUUACCAUUGCAUGGCGAGCCUAGUAGCAUCAAAAGAGAAAACUUUCAUCACUCAAACAAAACUUUUAUAUGAAGUAACUUGGAAGACUGUUAUGCAAAUAUGCAAGAAACAUGUGAAGUCGGCGGCGGUUCAUCUGCAGCGAAAUUUUUCGAGUAAUAGAUCCGAACGAAUUUACAUGGACUGGAUUUGGUGGGUUUUCCAAGGCCUGCCCUUCCAGCAUCUGGUGCGGGUAAUGGAUUGUUUUUUCCACGAAGGAGUCAAGGUACUCUACCGAGCGGCCAUGGCUAUUCUAGUUCUCUUCCACAAGAGUUCGUCGUCGUCGUCGUCGGAAUGGUUGGUCGACAUUCAGAAAAAUGGGGUCGACAGUGCCCUCACGAAGUUCUGCAGGGAAAUCCCCGUUUCACCACAAAAAGUAUUGAAAGUCGCCUUCGGAAUAAGAGGACUGAGUUCUUCUUACAUUUCGAGGGUAUUUUUAAAGACUGAAAUGAUUUUGAAAAGUAGGAAUGUAGUAAAUGGUUCGAAACAGUUAGUGAGAUCAAGGUCAAGCGAGAACUUGCCGAAUAGUCAGAGUCAAAAUAACAUUCAGAUGGUAUCGCACACGCUUACCAUAAGAGAG